Molecule: messenger RNA, 3519 nt
Organism: Penicillium angulare
Lineage: Eukaryota; Fungi; Ascomycota; Eurotiomycetes; Eurotiales; Aspergillaceae
Product: hybrid sensor histidine kinase/response regulator
Exons: 5
Coding region: 1-3519 (1172 amino acids)
Biological process (GO): protein autophosphorylation; phosphorelay signal transduction system
Molecular function (GO): histidine phosphotransfer kinase activity; phosphorelay sensor kinase activity; protein binding
Source: RefSeq, a predicted model, not a curated record
AUGAGCGCGGAGCAGGGAGAUCGCGAUGUCGACUUACGCGCCCGGGAGUUGUUCCAUUAUUUUCAGCCAGACAAUCCGGCCCUGAUGCCGUUCGGCCAGCACGCGACUCGAUCAUGCGAAAAUCCCACUAUUCAAAAAACAAGUCCAAAUCUGGUGUUGACGGCCCUGGCACAGUUAGCCGCAUUGAAGCUGGGGGUUCAGCGCAGUGUUAUCAGUCUGAUUGAUCGGGAAACACUUUAUGUGGUAGCGGAAGCGUCACGGUCGCUGGAUUUGGCAAACAAUGACCGAUAUGACGGAGACGGGGAUGGUCUCUGGGUAGGCUGUUCGCGAGGACCCGUUGCGGGAACUUUGUGCGAGAAAACCAUUACCUUAAAGCCCGCGGACGGGAAGCAUGCGUUCUUCAUCGUAGAGGAUUUAAAGCAGGAUCCGACCUUUUCCAAUUUACCUUGUGUCGCAAAAGAUCCGCAUUUCCGGUUCUACGCCGGCACACCACUGAAAACCGGUAAUGGUAUCAAUAUUGGUAGUUUGUACGUGAUUGAUCCUCGACCCGAUCACCGUUUAAGCGAUUCCCACAAAGAAACACUUGGAAAUAUCGCGGAUGCGGUGAUGGAGUAUCUGGAGACUUCCCGGCAGUCAUUAGAGGCUAAUCGAUUGACGAAGCUAUUGGCUGGCCUAAAUACUUUUGUGCAAGGAGCGGCCAGUUCGGAUACCUCGCGUGACUUAACAAGGCACAGCCCAGGCCGGCUGGACUGUCUCACAUCAUAUUCAUCAUGCGAGCAACAAACUCCUGACACCGAGGCUGAGGAAUAUAUGUUCAAGGCCAGAAGCAGAAGCCCACCACUAGACCCGUCGACUCAAUCGAAUAGUGACGAAGCUCUUGAUGGUGUGCCUUCUAGCAUCAUUUCAUCUACAACUCGCAAACGUUUACCAAGAUCGAAGACAGAAAAGUGCCCAGAUUACAAGGAUAACAGAGCACAGCGGAUAUUUCAAUGUGCUGCCAACAUCAUGCGAGAAAGCUUGGAUCUGGGUUCAAACGGUGGUGUGGUCAUCGCCAGCACCGGCGAAGAUAUCGACCAGGAUUGUUCCGAUAACUCAGGCGGGGAAAGGGAGAAAAAACUGGCCAAACUAUGGGCGGUAUCGGACAACAAUCACCAGCCCCAUGAAACUAGGGAAGAAUUUGAUUCAUAUCCAGCAUCACAAAUGGAAUCAAGUUUUGUACGCCGAAUGAUACGAAAUCACCCGCGCGGCGGACUCUGGUAUCUAAACUACAAUAGAGAAGCCUUUUCAUCCGAUGAAGAUGGAAUCAGCUCGGGGAGCAUGAAGGAUGCUCCGAAUCCCUCCCAACCCCCACUGUCAGUGCAUCCAGCGUCGCUCAGAUCGUUGCGCGAGAAGGAUCUCCAGUCGAUGAAGAAGAACUUUCCCAAAGCGACGAGAAUUAUCUUCGCUCCCCUCUGGGACUCUCUUAAUUCGCGAUGGUUCGGUGGCGCUUUUUGUUGGAGUCAAGCGGAGACUCGAGUGUUCAGUGCACAUGUCGAUCUGGGUGGACUCUUUGGAUUUGGCUCAUCCCUAAUGGUCGAGCAUAGUCGUAUUCAGAGUCAAGAGUCGGCUAGGCAAAAGGGUGAUUUUAUUAGUACCAUGUCACAUGAAUUACGAAGCCCACUACACGGCAUCUUAGCAUCUAACGAAUUACUCUUCGAUCACAUCGAUUCAGAGUUUGCUAAACGGCUUCUUGACACUAUCCGUGCUUGUGGACAAACCCUCCUUGAAACCUUUGAGCAGAUCUUGGAUUUCACCAAAAUCAACUCUUUUGAGAGGGACCUACCGAGAUCUCGCUCGCCCCAUCAACGUCUCCAACGUGAUCGGCCGCAGUCAUCACGCAUCGUCAAGCUGGUCGAUGUCCUUGCAGUCGUUGAAGAAGCUGUUGAAAGCGUCUGCUCUGGACAGGCCCUAUCAGGUAUCAUGAACGGAGGCAGUGCAUCUGCGCGGCUAUGGCAAUUGGAUCCAAUGGAUGACACCAUGAGAGGAUCGCAAACCACUAACGGCGAACAAGUGGACGUGUUUCUCGAUGCUGCGCCCCAGAACUGGCUCUAUGUACUGGAGCCAGGUGCUUUGAGGCGCGUCGUUAUGAACGUAUUCGGAAACGCGUUAAAGUACACGGAAGCCGGAUCUGUUUCCCUCCAUAUUGAGACUCAGACGUCAAAGAACGACUACCCAGUGCUCCUGAUGACAGUUUCCGAUACAGGCAGUGGUAUUUCAAAUGACUACCUUCGUUCCAAUGUUUUUACCCCAUUUUCACAAGAGAACCCAAUGUCACCAGGCGCGGGGCUUGGUCUCUCACUCGUUCGAGGUAUACUUCGUUCGCUGGGUGGAAGCAUUGCAAUCAAAAGUCAACUCGGCGUGGGUACUGUGGUGAAGAUAACGUUCCCUCUUACAUACUCUCAACAGCGCAAGCUUUCUGAAACCGAAUCUCCUGCCCCGGGCUUGUCAUUACCCGCUGUGACAUCUAUCGACCGUGUUACCACAAAGCUCGAAGGGAGCAGGGCAUUCUUUUACCCCACGGACAAUUUCCAAUCCAGCAAGCCGUCAUCAUCUCAUAUGAUCAAACAAUAUCUAACCAACUGGUUCGGCAUGGCAACUGGAGACCAGGCUGUUCCUACCACAUCAGACUUGGUGGUCGUUGACGAGCGUCAUCUGGAUCAACUCCCGGGUGCAUAUCGUCAAGCCCUAAUUUUGGUCCUGUCUCAUCGAGGUCCUAGCCCAUAUUCAGCGGUUGCUUCAACGAAAGAGCAACUGAUCAACUCAAUAUGGCUGACUCUCCCGUGUGGGCCUCACCAGCUAGCCAGGACACUUUUGGGCUCUCUUCAAAAAUUAGUGUCAAGCAAAUUCCAUACGCCCGGUAGCACAGCGAGACAUCAUCAGAGUGACGCAAUUUUGGACUCAAAAUCAACUGAUACGCAGACGAAAAGGGCUCUCCUUCUGCAGCAUGAAGUACGGCUCAAAUCAACGAACCCAUCUCCGUUGGUCACGGCGUCUACCCCAAAUGAAGAAAUCAUGAAGCCCACUAUCACGGACCUUGAAUUGCCAGUUCAUAUUGAGAAAGAUAUCCAGGAAAAUCAUACUUCCUCGCUGACUGAAGCAAAACAUGGUCUUCGAAUCCUCUUGGUAGAGGACAACGCUAUAAACCUCGCGCUCCUCAGAAAGUUUAUUUCAAAAAUACCAACGCAAGCCCUGCACUGCGCUGUAAAUGGCGCAAAGGCCGUUGAACUAGUGCAGAAAAUGCCGCAAGGCUAUGAUUAUGUCUUCAUGGACAUGUCUAUGCCUGUUAUGGACGGAUUCGAGGCAAGCAAAGAGAUUCGAUCAAUAGAAACAAAGCGGCAGACUGUGUCUCCUGCACGUAUAAUCGCCCUCACUGGCCUGGGAUCGGAUGCACAUAUCUCGAGAGCUUAUGCGGCAGGUGUUAAUGUCUUCCUCCGAAAGCCGGCCUCUCUCAAGGAUAUAAUGGCCGUACUGGGGGAGUGA